AUGCCUUCGACCAUAUCUGCCAGCCGCAAGCGCGUCUUCGGCUCCGUCUUCCCACCCGCGUAUUUCACGACCGCGCCAGCAUCUCGGUUAGCCAGCGCAAAAAGUCCGCCCCAAUCCGAGCCUGCCGAGAGAAUCGAUGAUCAGGAACAAUAUGGAAAGGAAACCUGGGAUCGUGCGUGGCGUGUAGCGACUGAAUUUCUGCAGUUGCCGAGCGAUGGACUCGCGGAUUUGAUGCAGUCAGAUGAUGGGGAGUUCCUGCAGCGUUGGAGGGGACAUUCGAGUUUCACAAAGGAGGUUAAGGAUGCAUUGGACUAUUUGAUUCUUCCGUUGGCCCAGGGGGAGAGCCUUGCGACGGAGCAGCAGAGUAUACUCGAGUGGUACCGUCUGGAGAUACGGGUGCAUUUCCUGCGCAACUUUCACGAGGUUCUUGCAAAGGUGUUGGACUCAGAGGACAAAGGGCAGUUACAGGCUAUUGUACGAACCCUAGGACUUGCACGGCGGCUGUACUUUGCUCCCUUCGUGGAGUACUUGCUACCGCUCCUGAACCAUGCCGACCAGGAACGGGAGCUCCGCGCAAUGGCGUAUACGUUCCAGAUGGUGGUAGGAUAUGCCCUGCCUUGGACACGAGUAUCAGAGUUGCUCUUCCGAGAGCUCACAAGAGACGCGCUCAUUGUCCUGGGGAUUGACGCACUGGAUGAGGAAGCGAACUUUGAGGACAGUGUCAGUGUGGAUAAUAUGGAGGUCGACCGGCAGUUCUCGGUCUCCUACCAGGAUUGGCGGGAAGAACCGUCCGCGGAGGUUCGAAUGCAGAUGAUGGCAGAGUACGAGGAUGUACGAGUCGUUGCGACGCGCGAACGCCUGCUGUCCCUACUGAGAAGCUUGCAGCUCGUUGGCUUAGGCGGGGACAAGGCCCAAAAGGUCUUUGCCAGCGUGAUGGACAUGAUGUUGACGGUGUUUAUUGAAUCCGCAUAUGCCAACCAGUGGGAGGGGCCGUCGUUGGUCAGCCAGCACCUGCGACAGUGGAUUGAGAAUGUGUUUGCUCGGUUGGUUGUGCAGGUUCUGGCGAUUAUCAAUCACGACGAGACUGGAGCGAAUGCCUCCGGACGUCUGGAUGUAAGUUUGGUGGAUGUGGAAAGGUGGCAAGAGAUGGGAAUCUCGCGCCUGGGGUCACUCCGGACCCGCGAGCUGUUUGAUAUCAUUGUCGAGUGGCCUGCGAGCAGCGGUGCGAUUGAGGACUUGCGACAAUUUUCGACACAUCCGGCCUCCAGGUACUGUCUGACGCAAGCGUUCAUCAAGGUGCUCAACCAACGGUUGUUGCAUCCCGGGGCGUCAACCAUUGACAUCUUACGAGUGUAUAUUUCUAUCAUCCGCGCGUUCAAUCUCCUAGAUCCCAAAGGUGUCUUGCUGGACCGAGUUGCUCGGCCCAUUCGCAGGUACCUACGCGAUCGCGAUGAUACUGUCAAGGUUAUUGUGGGUGGGCUUUUGGCGGAUCCUGCUGACACAGACGAGUCCAAUCUCCCGUCUACUGGAGAGACUCUUUCAGAGCUGUCUGCCGAGCUAGCCAAGGCACAUCAGAACUCGCUGCGGGCCGAUUCUGGCGAGCUGGACUGGGAUGAUAUGAACUGGAUGCCGGACCCGGUGGACGCGGCGCCGGACUACAAAAAGUCUAAGAGUUCCGAUGUCAUUGGCAGUCUGAUCAGUCUUUUCGAGUCCAAGGAGACUUUCGUCAGAGAAAUGCAGAACAUGCUGGCUGAGCGUCUGCUCCAAAAACGCGCCGAAUUCGAGCAGGAAACGUCCGUUCUGGAACUGCUCAAGGUGCGCUUCGGGGACAAUGCCCUGCAGGCAUGCGAAGUCAUGUUACGGGACAUCUUUGACUCUCGCCGGGUCGAUGCCGUAGUCCGCAACGACCAAGGGCUCGUCCAGUCGGAAGACGACACCCGGCCUGAGCUGCAUGCGAAGAUUCUCUCUCACUUCUUCUGGCCCGAAUUCCCAGCGCAGCAAUUCAAGGUGCCUCCGGAGAUUGCGGCGCUGCAGGAACGCUACGCGACAGGAUUCGGAUCGCUCAAACAGUCCCGCAAACUCACCUGGCUCAACGGGAUGGGCCAGGUCACCGUCGAGCUGGAUCUCGAGGACCGAGUGUUUGUGGACGAGGUGACGACCUGGCAGGCCACCGUGAUCUACGCCUUUGGCUCUGAGGAAGGGGCCACCAAAACCGUGGACGGAUUAUCGGCUGAACUGGGCAUGUCGACAGCGCUCGUGCGCAGUGCCUGUCUGUUCUGGGUCAGUAAACGCAUCCUGAGCGAAGUGCAGCGCAAUACCUUUCGCGUCCUGGAGGUCCUGCCCAACGACGAUGACACGGGAGCCGUCGGCCCCGCUGGCGUGUCAGCAAUGGAGUCUGGUCCGGCCAACGCCGCGGCCGCAGCCGAUGCAGCGGCGGCGGCGGCAGCCAAGGAGACGGCCGAGGCGGCGGCGAUGGAGAAGAUGAACCUGUACUGGCAAUUCAUCGUUGGCAUGUUGACCAACCAAGGCGCGAUGCCACUGCAGCGCAUCGUGAUGAUGCUCAAGAUCGCGGUGCCGGGGGGAUUUCCAUUCAGCAACGAGGAGCUGCGCGAGUUUCUUGCGGGCAUGGUCGCCAAGGGCAAGCUGGAGAUUAUCAGCGGAGGGAACUACAAAUUAGUGCAGUAG
Aspergillus fumigatus Af293 is the source of this 2685-nucleotide messenger RNA. RefSeq names its product anaphase promoting complex subunit 2. Gene Ontology annotation, molecular function: ubiquitin protein ligase binding. Gene Ontology annotation, biological process: ubiquitin-dependent protein catabolic process. Gene Ontology annotation, cellular component: anaphase-promoting complex. Lineage: Eukaryota; Fungi; Ascomycota; Eurotiomycetes; Eurotiales; Aspergillaceae. The record is from RefSeq and is a predicted model, not a curated record.